This is a messenger RNA of Andrographis paniculata, 1862 nucleotides long. RefSeq lists its product as uncharacterized. Gene Ontology annotation, cellular component: nucleus. The record is from RefSeq and is a predicted model, not a curated record. The transcript is spliced from 2 exons. Bases 71 to 1642 code for a protein of 523 amino acids. Gene Ontology annotation, molecular function: pseudouridine synthase activity; RNA binding. Gene Ontology annotation, biological process: tRNA pseudouridine synthesis; mRNA pseudouridine synthesis. NCBI's taxonomy places the organism in Eukaryota, Viridiplantae, Streptophyta, Magnoliopsida, Lamiales, Acanthaceae.
CCAAUUCUAGGGUUUUGCAGGCAGGGUCAACAUACGAUUUGUCCAUUUAACUGAAUUUGGACGCAGAAACAUGGCCGAAACGUCACUGGAAGAGCGAACCAACUCCAAAUUCCUUCGGGUUAAAAAUGUCGUCCAACAACACCACACCACGUCUGACGACGAAGAGAGCUACGGUAUUAAUCCAGCAAUUCCCGGAAAACCCAAAUACAAGUUCCACAAAAUCGCGAUAUUCUUCGCCUACUGCGGCGUGGGAUAUCAGGGAAUGCAAAAAAACCCCGGCGCGAAGACCAUCGAAGGCGACCUGGAGGAAGCUCUUUACUUAUCCGGCGCGGUCACCGAAGCGGACAGGGGUCAACCCAAGCGAUUCGAUUUUGCCAGAUCAGCUCGGACUGAUAAAGGCGUCAGUGCCGUGGGUCAAGUGGUGUCCGGCGGGUUUUACGUCGAUCCGCCGGGAUUGCUCGAUCGAUUGAACUCUAAUUUGCCGCCGCAGAUUCGGAUAUUCGGGUACAAGCGGGCGGCGGCGUCGUUUAACGCGAAGAAAUUCUGCGAUGGGCGGAGGUACGUUUAUUUGAUCCCUGUUUUCGCGCUCGAUCCGUCUUGUCAUCGUGAUAGGGAGAGUGUUUUGGCUAGCGUUGGGUCUGGGAAAGAGCUUGUUAAGUGUUUGGAAUGCUCGGAGAGAGGGAGAAAGGUUUUUGGUGUUAUGGGGAAACGUUGGUGGCCGAAAACUGCAGGCGACAAUGGUGAUUUUGGUUCAGGCAUUUCGUCGAACAGUGGAACUGCAGACCAAAUUUCUGAAAAACCGUCUAAUGUUGGAAAUGGGAAUGAAUUUGAAGGUGAAAAAGAUGUUCUGAUGGAUCCAAUUCUUCUGUAUAACAACGGAGCUGCUGUAAUCGAAGAGAAAAUUGUGGCAAAUUCUUCAGAAAUUGAUUCUGGCUAUAGAAAUGGAGCUCAGGAUAUUGGGGAAACAAUGGAAGCCAAUUCUGAAAGUGAAUUUGUUAAUUGCAAUGGAAAAUCAGAAAAGAACUCCGAUCGUAGCUACUGCUACGGCGAGGCUGUGCGCGAAAGGUUUAAUCGAAUACUGAAGCAUUACGAAGGAAAGCAUAAUUUCCAUAAUUUCACAACAAGAAUGAAAGCGGAUGAUCCUGCAGCCAAUCGUCACAUUAUCUCCUUCAACGCCAACACCGCGCUUACUAUCGAUGGAAUUGAUUUCGUCAAGUGUGAAGUGGUGGGGCAGAGCUUCAUGCUUCAUCAAAUCCGGAAGAUGGUUGGUCUUGCCAUUGCGAUCAUGAGGAACUGCGCAUCCGAAUCUUUGAUCCAGACAGCCUUUCGGGAAGAUGUGAACAUAAAUGUGCCGAUGGCGCCUGAGGUUGGAUUAUACUUAGAGGAAUGCUUCUUCACGUCGUACAAUCAGAAAUUUAAAGAUACCUAUGAAGACCUGUCGAUAAAAGCUUAUGCCGAAGAAGCGGAGGAGUUCAAAUUGAAGCACAUUUACUCUCACAUUGCAUCGGCUGAGCACAAGGAUGGAGCCGUGGCCCUAUGGCUGCAUUCACUCAACUAUCGCAACUAUCCGGAUUUGCGCGUAGCUUAUACUUCCGAGGAAAGUUUUACACGAUGGGGUGCGCCGCAAGAACAGAUUCGGUGAGAACUAACCUUUCUAAUGUGUUCCCUUUUGCAACAAUUUUUAGAUGCCUGAGAAUUUGGAUGAGAAUUAAUGUAGUCUGAAGAUCAUUGAACCUUGAAAAAGUUUCAAGGAUGCUCAAAUAUAUUGUUGUGUCAAAAUUAUGAAGUUAGAAUUUUGUUGGGUCGUUUUGUUAAUUUUGAAAGUUUAAUGCAAUGAAUGGACGGGAUAGAGUUUCUGCUAA